Cyphellophora europaea CBS 101466 is the source of this 1725-nucleotide messenger RNA. RefSeq lists its product as uncharacterized. The record is from RefSeq and is a predicted model, not a curated record. Gene Ontology annotation, molecular function: flavin adenine dinucleotide binding; NADP binding; N,N-dimethylaniline monooxygenase activity. NCBI's taxonomy places the organism in Eukaryota, Fungi, Ascomycota, Eurotiomycetes, Chaetothyriales, Cyphellophoraceae. The transcript has 5 exons. Bases 1 to 1725 code for a protein of 574 amino acids.
AUGGACGACACUGUUCCGGGGAGCCAGGAGAUGAAGGUUGAGUUGACGAACCCCAAGUUGAGGACGCAUCUCCAUGAGUAUGGUCGCCGAAGGCGUACAGAUGGUCCAUAUGUGGACAAUCUCGAAGUUGACGCACUCAUCGUCGGUGGUGGCUUCGCUGGCGUCUUCAUGUUUUACUCCCUGAAGAAAGCAGGGCUGAAGACUGUCAUAUACGAGGCGGGUACUGAUUUGGGCGGCACAUGGAGGUGGAACUGCUACCCUGGUGCUAUGGUCGACUCUGAAGUGCCAGAGUAUCAGCUCAACAUCCCGGAGGUCAUCAAGGCACACAAUUGGCCCAACAACUACCCUAACUAUAAAGACUUGAGGGACUACUUCGACACUUGUGACAAGGUCCUUGACAUCAAGAGUCAGACGGCAUUCGAGUCUGUUGUCACCGAAGCCCAGUUCAACACCGAUGAAGGCCGCUGGUCGGUCAAGACAGCUGACGGCAGAACGGCCAAAGCCAAAUAUCUCGUCGUCUGUGCAGGCUUCGCCGCCAAAAGAUACGUGCCUGACUGGCCCGGCAUCGAAAAGUUCAAAGGCGUCCUCCACCACUCCUCAUUCUGGCCUGACGAUGAGAUCGACGUAAAAGGCAAGAAAUGUGCCAUCAUCGGGACCGGGGCAACUGGUGUCCAGAUCACUCAAGCAUGGGGCCCGGAAGCCGGCGAGCUCAAGGUGUUCCAACGAACCCCCAACCUCACCGUGCCAAUGCGCCAACGCGACCUCACCGUCGAGGAGCAAGAGGUUGCCAAGAAAUGGUACCCGGAGCUGCUGCACCUUCGCGAGCACUGCUUCGGCGGCUUCCUCUACACGUUCAGCGAGAAGAACACGUUUGAUGACACGCCCGAGGAGCGCGAGGCCUUCUAUGAGAAGCUGUGGCAGGACGGCGGCUUCCGCUACUGGCUGGGCAACUAUAAGGACUAUCUGUUUGACAAAGCUGCCAAUCAAGAGGCAUAUAACUUCUGGGUCAAGAAGCAGCGCGCACGCCUCAACAACGACAGGCACAAGGAGAUCCUGGUGCCGGAGAAGAUGCCGCACUACUGGGGCAUCAAGCGGCCGUGUCUGGAGUAUGCUUACCUGGAGCAGUUCAAUCGUCCCAACGUGGAUGUCGUGGACAUCAAGAACAACGCCAUCGUUAGCUUUGACGAGACGGGAAUCAACUUGGAGGAUGGCACGCACUACGAUUUCGACGUCAUCGUCAUCGCCACCGGAUUCGACGUCGUCACAGGCGGCAUGACAGCCAUGGGCCUCCGCGACAUCCACGGCACGACGCUCGAAGACCAGUGGAAGAAAGCCGCGUACACCUACUUGGGUACCACCGUGGCCGACUACCCCAACAUGUUCCACCUGUAUGGCCCGCAAGGCCCGACGCUGCUCUCCAACGGGCCCACCACCAUCGAGGUCCAGGGCCGCUGGAUCACCGACGUGAUCAAGUCCUGCGAGCGUAAUGGCAUCAAGUACAUCAACCCUCGGCAGGAGGCGCAGGCCGAGUGGAAGAAGAAGAUUAAUUAUCUAAGUGAUAUCAGCUUGUUCCCGACUGUGAAGAGCACGUACAUGGGCGGUAGUAAGCCGGACAAGGCGUUUGAGCAGACCAACUAUGCGGGCGGGUUGCAUAAUUAUGGAGAGGAGAUUAGGAGUGUGUUGCCCAAGUUGGAUGGGUUUACGGUCGUCAGGGCUGGGGCUUGA